Molecule: messenger RNA, 1606 nt
Organism: Rotaria sp. Silwood2
Lineage: Eukaryota; Metazoa; Rotifera; Eurotatoria; Philodinida; Philodinidae
Source: the annotation of a GenBank genome assembly
AUGCAUGGUGUUACGGCGACCGCUGCCGACAUGAAUGAGCUCGGUAGUUGGCUUACCGCAUCAUUUCCAGGUAUCUAUGUUGUUUCAAUCGAGAUUGGCAAUGGAUUCGACGAUUCUUUUUUACUACCAAUGAAUAAGCAAGUAGAACUCUUUUGUGCCACUGUUCUUGCCGAUGAACAUCUGCAUCAAGGCUUCAACAUGCUUGGCGUUUCACAAGGUAGUUUGAUUGUUAGAGGAGCUGUAGAACGAUGUUCACUGUCUGUCUACAAUUUGAUUACUCUGGUUGGUGCUCAUCAAGGUGUUUUUGGCGAUCCUGCUCUCAAGUUACUUCCUCGUCAAUUUUGGGAAUUAAUUUCAAAAUAUGCAUAUGAAGAGUCUGUCCAGAAUGUGAUUAGUAUUGCGGGCUUCUGGCGUGAUCCUUUUCAACUGGAGAAAUACACAAGUCGAAGUCAUUUUCUUCCUGACAUUAAUAAUGAACGUCAAGUUCGCAAUGAAACCUAUCGUAUAAAUAUGCUCAAGCUCAAUGCAUUUGUUAUGACCUAUUCAGACAUAGAUGAAACUAUCACGCCACCACAAUCAGGUUGGUUUCUGGGCUAUGCACCACAAUCGUUGGAAACUGAAACAUGGAAUCAAUCGCGUCAAUUCACAGAAGAUCUUAUCGGAAUGCGUACAUUGCGUGAACAAGGCAAAUUACACAUGUUCAUUUGUCAUACGCGUCAUCAGGAUGCUCAGCAUACUCCUGAUAAAGAGUUCUUUUUUCAAAAUAUUUUGCCAUUUUUUAAUAAUACCCUUUCGUAACUAUUCGAAUGUAAGAUACAAAAAAAUUGAAAUUUUAUCAAUAAUAUUUUGAACGAUUUCUGAAAACAUCGAAACUGCUGAAUAUUUCCCAAGGGAGCACCAGCAGAUCGCAGGACUCUGGAACUCCACAGGAAUCCACAAUACUCAAAGACUACAAAUUUCCUCCGUAGUUCUAGAGCCCCUGCUUUUAUACAAAUCUGUUGCUCUUUCCAAUCUCUAAUUAUGAACUAGGAACGAUGAUGAUAUCGAUAAAAAGUCAUGUUGGCUUUCGUACAAACAAUAGAUAGAUUAUUUAAUAACAUAGUGCUGAGAAAAAAGAACUAUUUCAUUACUAUCAACAUUUUGCAUAUUGUGUUAAUAAUGAAUUAAAUAAUAUCAAAAAAAAAAAGAAAAUGAAAACAUAAAUUUACAGACAAAUAAUUACUCAACAGCGAAUGGAUCAAUCGUUAGAGGGUGUGAGUAUUCUGCACUUUUAUGAUCAUAUGAAAGUUAAAUAAAACCCUCAAUCAGUCAUAUCUGCCUCUUAAUUCCCACAGUAAUGACACAAGAGCUCUGACUCACAACUAUAGGAUCAUCAGUAUUUCGACGAGUUUUCUCCCUGUGAGCAUCAAUCAGAGAACAGCAACCUUCAUAGAACUUCAAAUUCUAUAUAAGCUUUAUGCACCGAUUAAAUAUCCAUUAGACACGGGCACCGAUAAUUAUGUUUUACUUGAAAGAACAUGACGGGAUGCACUGCAGUACAGAGUCUUUUUGUUUUACUUUUUAAGUAGAGAAAAGGCAUCACAAGAUCAAUGACUCAAAAAAACGC